This is a messenger RNA of Cutaneotrichosporon oleaginosum, 1844 nucleotides long. RefSeq lists its product as uncharacterized. Gene Ontology annotation, biological process: ketone body catabolic process. NCBI's taxonomy places the organism in Eukaryota, Fungi, Basidiomycota, Tremellomycetes, Trichosporonales, Trichosporonaceae. Gene Ontology annotation, molecular function: succinyl-CoA:3-oxo-acid CoA-transferase activity. The record is from RefSeq and is a predicted model, not a curated record.
UCACCUCACCGCUCACCAUGUUCGCCGCUGCUCGCAUAAUGCGGACGCCACACGCACCGCUGGUGCGCGGGUUCGCGACCUCUCGUUCUGUCCUAUUCAAGUCCAAGUUUUGGCCCAGCGUCGACGAGGCCGUCAAGGUCGUCAAGAACGGCGACGUGAUUCUGGCCGGCGGCUUCGGCCUUUGCGGAACCCCCUCCACCAUCAUCAACGCUAUCGCGCGCCGCGGUGUCGACGAGGUGUCUGGCCUUACGCUCGUGUCCAAUAACGCGGGUGUCGAGGAGAAGGGUCUCGGCGCAAUUAUCAAGACUGGGCAGGUCAAGAAAUGCAUCGUGUCGCACAUCGGCGCGACAAAGCUCCUUGAGAACAAGUACCUCAACGGCGAGAUCGAGAUCGAGCUCACGCCGCAAGGCACAAUUGCGGAGCGCGUGCGCGCCGCUGGUGCUGGCAUCCCGGCGUUCUUUACACCCACAGGUGUUGAGACGUCGAUUGAGAAGGCGACAGUGCCCUACCGCAACGCGGCGAAGGAUGGAUCCAAGCCUGCCCUGUUCCCAACGCCCCGCAAGACGAUGACGUUCAACGAUAAGAAGUAUAUUAUGGAGGAGGCGCUGCCCGGUGAUGUGGCUAUCAUCCAUGCGUGGAAGGUAGACGAGGCCGGCAACACCAUUUUCCGCUACACGGCCACAAACUUUAGCCCUACCAUGGCCAAGGGCGCAAAGUGCACGAUUGUCGAGGCCGAGGAGGUCGUCCCGACUGGUUCACUUGACCCGGCCCAGAUCCACCUCCCAGGUAUCUAUGUGGAUCGCAUCGUGAAGGCCACCGAACCAAAGGACAUCGAGACACUCAGCCUCAUGCCCGCACCUGGCGACGAUUAUGUGCACCCUCUGGGCAACGGGUCUCUGCGCUUCAAGCGUGAGAUGAUCGUCAAACGCGCCGCCCAGGAGCUCCAAGAUGGUUACUACGUCAACCUGGGGAUAGGCAUGCCGACUCUACUUCCCGCCCACCUCCCAAAAGGGCAGUCUGUGUGGCUGCAGUCCGAGAAUGGCCUCCUCGGCAUUGGCCCCCCUCCCACCCGCGAGCAGGUCGACCCCGAUCUGAUCAACGCUGGCAAGGAAACGAUCACGAUGGCGACGGGUGCAUCGACCUUCUCGUCCGAUGAAAGCUUCGCCAUGAUCCGCGGUGGCCAUAUCGACGUCGCGGUCCUCGGCGCGAUGGAGGUGUCGUCUAAGGGCGAUUUGGCGAACUGGAUUGUGCCCGGCUCGCUCGUCAAGGGCAUGGGCGGCGCGAUGGACCUCGUGUCAAACCCCGACAACACCAAAAUCAUCAUUGUCACGGACCACUGCACCAAGAAGGGCGAGCCCAAGAUCAAGGCCGAGUGCGACCUUCCUCUCACAGGUGCGCGUUGCGUGUCAAUGAUUAUCACCGAGCUCGGCGUCUUUGAGAUCGACCGCAGGGCUGGCCGCAUGACACUCACAGAGCUCAUGCCCGGCGCGACGCUCGAAGAGAUUCAGGCGAAGACCGCUGCGCCCUUCGAUGUUUCGCCUACCCUCAAGACGGCCAGGAUCCCCGAGUAAACCAUCCAUUGCACGACUCUGAUACCCUCAUGGUAUACCCCGGCGUCACCCAGGCCGACGGCAAUGUCGCUAUUGAUAAUAUUCAUUCAGCCGAGCGACUGUACUGUUAGCGAAAAAUCAUGUCGCAGUAGAAGCUAUCAACAGUUGUGCGCAUCAAAUCCCGCACUCUCGCUUGUCGUCUGAAUAUAUCGGCCACUCAUAUUAGCGUCGUCUGGGAUGACGCGGGGCCAUGGCGUCCAUCGGCAAGCCUGCAUGCAGUGUUAUUACGUGCGG